Raphanus sativus (radish) is the source of this 929-nucleotide messenger RNA. RefSeq lists its product as uncharacterized. Lineage: Eukaryota; Viridiplantae; Streptophyta; Magnoliopsida; Brassicales; Brassicaceae. The record is from RefSeq and is a predicted model, not a curated record. The transcript is spliced from 5 exons. Bases 403 to 879 code for a protein of 158 amino acids.
UAAUAAAAAGAAAAAAAAAGAAAAACUGUUCUCUCAAUAGCAGGACGAGAUCUCUCUCUUGUUUGGGUGCCCGGGGCUCCUAUCCCAUUCCCCCUUACUCUGCUCAAUCAGCUAAACGAAAUGUGUUUUUGGGUUAUUAGGCAAGAAGUGUUUUGAGAUAGUUUCUAAAGUGACGUGGCUUAAUUUUCUUCUUUUCCUCUUUUCUUCGUCUUCCUCAAUCUCACCUCAUCAUCACUUUCAUCUUCUCUAUCUCUCCACUGAUCCCACCAACCACACUUACUUUUCUCAAUCUCACCUCAUCGAAUCUCGCCCACUACUAACUUGUUGUCCUAAUCGAAGUUAAGUUGGAGAAGAACAAGAAACACCAGGGGGAAUAGAUCGUAAGGAGAAGGAAGGAGGAAGAUGGGAGAUAUUUGGGCAUGCCUUAUAUCCUUCUUCUCCCUCAUCGCUCUUGUCGAAAUCAUCGUCUACGAGGUUGAUUCUGAGAAAGAACCAAUUAAAAGAGAUAGUAGCCCUGGGCCUGACUCUGCUCCUCCUAGUCCGAAACUUGCAUCUCCUGCAGCAGAGCCUUUGGCUAUGGAGGUUGAUUCUGAGAAACAAACGAUUAAAGAGGAGAGGAGCCCUGAACCUGAUACUGAGAAACAAUCGAUUAAAGGAGAAAGGAGCCCUGAACUUGUCAGUCUUGAGAUAGAUAACUUGUUCGGAUUCUUGGCCCCUUCGAGAAGAAAUAUGAACAUGUUUGUGCUACUGCUUCUUCUCUUCUUGAACAAGACAGUUUUUCAGGGGGAAAGAGGAGAGUUCGGCCAAUUACCCAAAACAUCAGACAGGCCAACAUGUUUGUGCUACUGCUUCUAUCUUUUUUUUUUCAUAAUAAUUUGAAAUUGUAUAUUGGGUAUCUUUUUAUUUUCAAAUAAAAUUUAGUAUUACUU